Erpetoichthys calabaricus (reedfish) is the source of this 1913-nucleotide messenger RNA. Its product is annotated as small ubiquitin-related modifier 3. Gene Ontology annotation, cellular component: nucleus. Bases 419 to 703 code for a protein of 94 amino acids. Lineage: Eukaryota; Metazoa; Chordata; Cladistia; Polypteriformes; Polypteridae. Gene Ontology annotation, biological process: protein sumoylation. The transcript has 4 exons. Gene Ontology annotation, molecular function: ubiquitin-like protein ligase binding; protein tag activity. The record is from RefSeq and is a predicted model, not a curated record.
CUCUCUCGUUCUUCUAUAAUUUCGCACUUUUAUUACUUGACACGGGUUUCGCCGAUAAACUGCAGCUCCUGAAGCAUUCGGUACCUAUCCAUGCUGUGUUUCUCUUAACAGUAAACCGAAAGCUAAUCCUUUCCGACGUUUUCCUUUGUCAGGCCAUGUGCUUUCUCUUUCUUUCUUACGCUUUUUUUUUAAUGUCCAUGUGACGUAGGUACGCGCGACCCCGUAAACCCGCUGAGACGCGCGCUCUAGGAGGGAAACGUUCGUACCCACGUGACUUGGACCGUCCAAUCACCGAGCAACUGCACCGACAGGCGCGUCCCCGAGAGUGACGGAGACAACCGGGAGAGGCGAUUCAAAUAAUAUUAAAAAGCCGUUUCUGUUUUCAAAUUAUUAGAACGUUUUGUGAAUUCGUGCUGACAUGUCCGAAGAAAAGCCAAAGGAAGGAGUGAAAAAUGAGAAUGACCACAUUAACCUGAAGGUGGCGGGGCAAGAUGGAUCCGUUGUCCAGUUUAAAAUUAAAAGACACACUCCACUCAGCAAGCUCAUGAAAGCGUACUGUGAAAGACAGGGGUUGUCAAUGAGACAGAUUAGAUUCAGAUUUGAUGGUCAACCAAUCAAUGAAACGGAUACACCCUCUCAGCUGGAGAUGGAAGAUGAAGACACUAUUGACGUUUUCCAGCAGCAGACUGGAGGUGCAUGUUAAAACUUCUCCUUGCUCACUAGGAACAGCGGACCUUGAUCAGAUGUACAUCACUUUGCUGUGUCUUGCGUUUUUCAGAGAUUCUUUCGAAGUUUAAAUUCAAUUCAUUUAUAAGGCAUUUGCUGAGGGUUUUUUUUGUUUUGUUUUUUAAAAUCCCCAAGUGCACCCGUGGGUACCAGGUUUGUGGCAGAUUAGAACUUGACUGUUUGACAGUUGACCUAUUUUUUAAGGGGUUCAAGAGAAGUCUUGAAUCAUACCAACAAAGGUUUUUGUUGUGGUCACCACAAGGCCUUGGGGUAAAUGAUGCUUUGAACAGUCAUCAUACGUGCACAAAAUGUAUUUAUAAGGUACAUAAAAGUAUGAAUUUGUUUCCCCUUUGUGGAAUUAAAUGCGGCUCCCCUUAAGUCCAUUGUUGUUUUUUAAGCUAUCCUCGCUCUUCUGACAAUUAAUUGUAUGUUGUAGCAAUAUGCCACUUUUACAUCUGACUGCAGUGGAUUUUUUUUAAAACUACGUUUCUAUUCUACCUUUUUUUUCCUUUUCCCUUUAUCCUAAUCUUACAGUUCUAAUUGUUAUCAGAAUUAUGUUAUCUUUUCUUGUUGCAUCAGUUUGACUGGAGUUAGCAAAUAUUGUAAAAUGCUGAAAGCUUUUAGUAUAAAAAAUGGCUAAAAACAUGUAUGAAUUGUAAUCUCUGAUUAAGACUAUUUUUCAGGGGUGUGCCCUUAAUCUAGAGAUGCAUAGUAAUUUAAAUGUUACUAUUCACAAAUUGGACAUGGUAAAUACAGUGAGUUGCAAAAUCUAGUUUCUUUAUAGGCCUCACUUUAUUUAAGAAAAAGGUUUCUGUAGAAAAUUAGUUCCUGUGUGUGUGUCUUCUCUUUCUCAGUCUGUUUUGUUUUUUUUCUCUCAGUGACCAGCCGAAAGUAUAACAUAGAACUCCUUUUUCCCUCCUUCUUUUCUUCCUUUAUCUUAACAGGGCAUUUAUUUCUAUUAUGAAAACAGUUUCAGAAGGUGUUUUACCACCAACUUUGAAUCUUUGUUUUUAUAAAUAUGGAAAUCAUUUUCUCUCUUUUUUUCAGUUUGCUUUCUCAUUUUACAUUGUGGGGGGGUGGGGGGGGGGUUGAAUGUUCCACUGAUCCUGCCAUGUAUCUCUACUGAUUUGUAUAUUAUUUGUUGUCCUUUACUACUGUAUACAAUAAAUAUAGUUUGGUACUCAGAA